This is a messenger RNA of Chenopodium quinoa (quinoa), 891 nucleotides long. RefSeq lists its product as uncharacterized. Bases 1 to 891 code for a protein of 296 amino acids. The record is from RefSeq and is a predicted model, not a curated record. The transcript has a single exon. NCBI's taxonomy places the organism in Eukaryota, Viridiplantae, Streptophyta, Magnoliopsida, Caryophyllales, Amaranthaceae.
AUGCCCAGUUGCAAGUACAAUGGAACCACCACACCUAAGAACCAUGUGUCAGCAUUUGAAAACCACAUGAUGCUUUACAUCAUGACGGACUCAGUAUGUUGUAAGGCAUUUCCGCCUACCUUGGAAGGAUUUGCAGCAGAGUGGUAUGGAGCUAUUCCAAAAGGAUUUGUAUACUCUUAUAACCAGCUGAAGAGAAUUUUCAUGGAGCACUUUGUCACUUUGGUGGAUCAAACCAAAAUGACCACCGAGCUGAUGUCGUUGGUUCACGGAAAAGAUGAACCUCUAAGAGAGUUCAUCACCGGGUUCAACAAAGAAGCAACAACCAUCCCGAACAUCAGCCAAGAGGUAGCGCUGCUAGCAAUGCAGAGCGGUUUGUUACCAGGCUCACCAUUUAGAGCCUAUAUGGGGCGGAAGAGUCUCAAAACACUGGCUGAAGCGGUGGGAAAAGCGCACGAUUUCAUAAAAGCAGAUGAAACGGAUAGGGCAAUGUUGAGCAAGAAAGCACCUAUCGAGCCAGUUAAGCGGGCAGAAUUCACCCGGGUUGAGAAUACAACCGAGGUGGAUCAGCCCAACAGAGCUGAGCAAGGUCGAAGGGAUGCAUACAGAGUGGUCGAGGUGAGAAGGUCGGAUCAGAAACGAGGAGGCAGACUAGGGAGGUUUGACCACUACACCCUACUCACUCAUUCGAGAUCUCAUAUUUUCAGCGUGAUCAAAGCUGAUAACAAAUGGCAGAGACCGCCUAGGAUGGUGAAGAGAAAUCACGACCCAAGUAAGUGGUGUGAUUUCCACAAGGACCACGGCCAUACCGCUGAUGAAUGCACCCACUUGAAAGACAACAUAGAGGGACUUAGCCCAAAGAGGAUAUCUGAAUUAAUUCAAGCAACACUCUGA